GACCAAACCCUCUAGAAAGUACGGAUAAACAAGAUUAAAAAAAAAAAAAUAUUGCAACUUGCCAUUUAUUACAAAUUUUUAAAUCAUUUUUUAAAUGAAGAAAAUGAUGAGAUGGGAAGCUCUGGACCUUUCGCUAUUGGAGGAGCUGCCAGUGGUGGCGGUGCAUUUUGGACGCUUCUGUUGAGACCUCCUCCUCUUACUCCAAUUUUCUCUCCCGAUUCAGUCAAUUAACUGAAUCUCAGGUAUUUUCGGCGAUCGUUUGACCUUUUUCCGGUCAGGAAUUUACCCUGUUUUUGCUGAAGUUACCUGGAUGGUGACUAGUGAUUAUAUGACCGUGAACAGCAAUGCGUUUAGCAAGAUGGAAGACGACUACAUCAGGAGGCACCACAAGCAUGAGGUUAAAGACCACCAGUGUAGCUCUUCUCUAGUUAAACACAUCAAAGCGCCAGUUCAUCUCGUGUGGUCUCUGGUGAGGAGAUUUGAUCAGCCGCAGAGGUAUAAGCCUUUCAUAAGUAGGUGCAUUGUACAGGGAGACCUUCAGAUUGGUAGUGUUAGGGAGGUGAAUGUUAAGUCGGGGCUUCCAGCUACCACUAGCACUGAACGAUUGGAGCUAUUAGAUGAUGAGGAGCAUAUAUUUAGGAUGACAAUUGUUGGAGGAGAUCAUAGGCUUAAGAACUAUUCAUCCAUCGUUACUGUCCAUCCUGAGGUCGUUGAUGGGAGACCGGGGACAAUGGUCAUUGAGUCAUUUGUGGUCGAUGUGCCAGAUGGGAACACCAAGGAUGAAACAUGUUACUUUAUUGAGGCCCUGAUAAAAUGCAACCUGAAGUCCCUAGCUGAUGUAUCGGAACGUUUGGCUGUGCAAGACCGAACUGAGCCCAUUGAGAGGAUGUAAGAGUCUCCACCCUGGGAAGACCAAAUAGCUUGUAAGUUGUUUCUGUUGGGUAUGACCGUAUAUAUAGCUUUCUUUCUGGAUGUUGUUUACCGUUCAUUAUGCUAUGUAGAUCCUCAGGCUUGGACACCGAUAACAAUGCAGAGUCUCCAAAGUUAAGGAGUGCAAAGAACCAUUGCACUUUUAGUGGGGUGGUGAAGGUUGAACUUUGUGUUGCCCCAGCUGUGACGCAAAAUGUUAGGCUGAAACGCUGAUAGGAUUUUCCUUCUUUCCCCCCAUUCAUCCUCUCCGUGGUUCCCCUUUCUCACCUUAUUCUAGUGAAUUGAAAAAGACCUGUCUUUCCAACGGAUUUAGUAGGAAAAAAACGAAAGUAGUACAGUGGGUUAGGAUUUUCCAUGUUGUGGUGCAUAUGUUAAAAGUAGGAUAAGGUUCAUGAAUAGCAUGUGAUCUACAUUGAAAUGGAGAUUGACAUUUCGGUUUCUGCAAUCUGGUCUUUAGGAUCAGUUAAACGAUGAUGAAUUCCCUGAUCUUUAUGUAACUCGUCCCUUCUCCAUUUCUUC
Molecule: messenger RNA, 1449 nt
Organism: Jatropha curcas
Lineage: Eukaryota; Viridiplantae; Streptophyta; Magnoliopsida; Malpighiales; Euphorbiaceae
Product: abscisic acid receptor PYL3
Biological process (GO): abscisic acid-activated signaling pathway
Cellular component (GO): cytoplasm; nucleus
Molecular function (GO): protein phosphatase inhibitor activity; signaling receptor activity; abscisic acid binding
Source: RefSeq, a predicted model, not a curated record